This is a messenger RNA of Carya illinoinensis, 792 nucleotides long. RefSeq names its product RING-H2 finger protein ATL51-like. The transcript has a single exon. The record is from RefSeq and is a predicted model, not a curated record. Lineage: Eukaryota; Viridiplantae; Streptophyta; Magnoliopsida; Fagales; Juglandaceae. Bases 16 to 507 code for a protein of 163 amino acids. Gene Ontology annotation, biological process: protein ubiquitination.
GUUCUUUCUUCCCUCAUGGAUGGAGACUACCACCGAAAGUUUCAGUUUAGCCCAGUUUUUAUUGGAGUUCUUGGUGUUAUUGCAGGAGCAAUUGUGUUUGCAACAUACCAUUACAUUGCUGUUGCCUGCUGCAACCGGAGGCUGGCAGCACCAAGCCCACCUAGCAGACACCAUUUAGCCCCUCAAACCAACCAAGAAAAUAGGCCUAGCAGCACAAGCAAUUCAAUGGUACAACUCCUUCCAGUUUUCAGAUACUGCAAAGAAACUGAACAAGAAACAUGUUCUGUGUGUUUGUGUGAGUUUAAGGAAGCCGAGGAGAUUCGAGCAUUGCCUGAAUGCCUACACUUGUUUCAUGUUACUUGUAUUGAUACAUGGCUCAACAGCCACUCUAAUUGCCCCCUUUGUCGUGCUGAUACUAUGCCUUCGCCGCAUGCGAUCUUGUCUUUGCCAAAUAUUACGGCAAGGCCGCCUCCGGAGGUACAUGGCUUGCAGGAUUCUGGAGCUUGAUUUUCUUCUUCAAAUGAUUGAUAGAUGGCUUGGCAUUUCAAGCCAGCCAAUUCUGUUAGCACGAUUGAAUGUGUAGUUAAACGGCUUGGACAUCUGUACGUACUGCUCGUGGCAAUAGGUAGAUUGUUCAUUUGAAAGAUAGAGGUAAGCGUUUGGUCAAUUGCAAACAUGUUAAAAUCAUCGUCAUAUAUACGUUUUGGUAUUAAUUAUUUCCGCAAUCCGUUAAUCUUCAUUCCUAGAAAAACUAUUCUUGUUAAUCUUGAUAGUCUCAGAAGUGAUGAAUCC